CUUAGUUUAUUCGGAGCGUGUCAAUACUGAGUACGUCUGGAUACGCCUACGGAACGCGAUUUACGACAUCUGUCAAGUUAAACAGAUCUCUGAUUUCCAGGUUUUAGUGCAUUCUUUCAUGAAUACUGUGAAUUUUGUGUAACGUAAGUGUUGUUACAAUGCUAGUGCGUGAUAUACAAUGGUUUUAGUUCUAAUGUAUUAAAGCUAUACGUAUAUAAUGAUAGAAAUUCGCUGUGUUGUUGUAUUUGGUGUGCUAGUUCAUUGAAGGUAUCUGGCGAGGAUUUUACACCGUUGGGUUUUCGGAUUAAAAAUACGCACAAUUCGUUGCCGCCAUGUUCAACUUCAUGAAGAAAUCGAGUGUCCUCGCGCACGACUCUGGCGGCUGCGAGGAGCGCGACGGGGACAAGGACAGGAGAAAGAAGGAGAAGAAGGAACGCAAAGAGAGGGAGAAGAGAGAGCGGAUAGCGGCUGGACUCGAAGAGCCGCUACGAUUGGAAGAGGUUAGGCGGUCUCUGAAAUUACGUGGCCGACGUAAAGAAAAGGAAAAACUACCCUCCGGCAUCACAGCCGACUACACCGCGUCUCUGUUCGCCCAUCUCGAGCAAGAUUCGAAUUAUUCCACCUAUCCGAUCAUUUCAACCUCGGGCUCCAAUUCCAAUCUCAGUGAUGAAAACAACCACCUCUCCCCCGGAUACCCGACUCCGAUUAAUAAUUGGAACAAAAAGGAAGGAGUAUUGCAAUCCGACAGUUCGGAGACUUCACUAAAUUCCUUAAAUAAUCCGAAUAAUACCAACAGCAGUCCCCGACAGGCGCAGAAUCUACCUCCGAUACCACCGCGACCGCCGAAACGUGGAAUCCUCAAAGGACCGCGUUUAAGCAAUACUAGUUCUAAUUCUCAGGAAAGCAGCGUUCAUAAUACCGACACGGUUGACUACAUAAACGGUCAAGACACGAAUGUUGUGGCACGAAAUACGCAACAAAACGAAGUCAUUUCUUAUGGAAUUCCGCCAUCAAAGAGCACCUCGUCCAGUGAUGAUAAUCAACAAAUACAAAACUUUACCAAAAAAGUAAUUCAUAGUCCUAUAGAAAAUCAAUAUAAAAACUAUAAAAACAAUGCCAACAACCCAUCAAUUACAACCCAGGAUGUUGAUGAAGCACCAAAGACAAAUGGCAACAACUAUCUCGGCGUCACUUCGACGUCGCCGAGUGCCGAUUCCUUAACAGAUACUACCACAAAUUCAUCAUUUGCUACACCACCAUUUUCCACCUCGCCUGUUGGGGAAUCUCAAGGCUUCCACAGAUGGUCCAGGACUAGCACGUUCGAUGAUGUGUACCUACCGUUACCGCCAUUAAAACCCUUGCAAUUACCGAAGCCUAGAACGCUGAUUAUCCAAAGACAGAAAGCACCUCGUAAUGAUUUCGGAUUCAGCCUUCGUAGGGCGAUGGUCCAAGAGAGAGUGUUUAUUGGUGACCUUAAAGAAUUGACUGGUCACGAAGAGAACGGACUAGCUAAUGGUGACAGUAAAUGCAAUGGCAAUGUCAUGAUAGUAUCCAAGUUGACGCAUAAAGCUGUGAUCCUUGCUGAACCUGGCUCGUACCCUGGCGCGAGUGAGACUGGGUUGCUGCCCGGAGAUAGACUAAUCGAAGUAAACGGUGUGAACGUAGAAGGAAAGAGCAGGGAAGAAGUGAUUGACCUUAUCAAGGGGAGCCAGGAUUCUGUUACCAUAAAGGUACAACCGAUAGCUGAGCUAUGCGAGUUGUCGCGUCGUCGCGCUGCUGAUGGUGUUGACGUGGACCUUUCUGACAGUAAUGUACGAGGUGGUACACUCAGCAGAUCUGGCAGUCGCAGGUUUAAUACCACCCAGGCAAAGUCGGAAGAGCAGUUGGCGUGCGAGAAAGAAUGGCUGGCGGCGGGUCACAUGUGGCUGGCGCAUCGUGGCGGGUUCACAGCCGUGGUGAGAGAAGGCGACGGCGACGCUGGCCGCGCCAAGGUCCGCGUGCUACAUACUGGAGAGACCCUCAUGGUUGAUGAAGAUGACCUAGAGAAGGCGAACCCACCUCAGUUGGAGCGCUGCGAAGACAUAGCGUCGCUGCGCUGCCUGAACGAGUGCGGCGCGUUGCACGUGCUGCGCUCGCGAUAUGCUGCGGGCCUGCCGCACGCGCGCGCUGGUCAUGCGCUCCUGGUACUCGGACCACCGAGACGGACCGCACCGAUUUACACGGAAAAGGUGGCAGCCAUGUUCCGCGGAUGCCGUGCGGAUGAUAUGCCUCCUCAUGUGUUCGCCGCGGCUCAGUCAGCACACAGAUGUAUGCUCGCUUCUAGACGAGACCGCGCUAUCGUAUUUUUAGGAAGGUCCGGUUCGGGUAAGACAUCAGCUAUGCGCCACUGCGUAUGGUACCUUGCGAGUGCGUACCCUGCGCAAGGCACGAAACUCACUCCCGAACGAUUGAAUGCGGCCUUCGAUGUUCUUCACGCGUUCGGAUCUAGUCGAACAAGUUCAAAUCCUCACGCGUCACGCUUCGUAUCGCUGACGUCAUUGGAUUUCGACGGCGGCGGUGCGCUCGUCUCCGCAUCUGUGCAGACUUUGCUUCCAGAUUUUAGACCUGGACAGUCGCCUCUAAGAGCUUUACACACAUUAUUCCACGGCAGCGACGGUCGUCUUCGUCGUGAGUUGCUGCUCGACCAAGCGCCGGUUAAUGCUCCCAAUCCCUUCCUCACUAGCACUGAUAAGGCAGAAGCACCCGCGGAAUUUUCAGCCCUUAAAGAAGCUCUCCACGCUCUCUCUGUUACUGAACCUGAACAAGCUGUUGUGUGGAAGAUUCUCGCUGCUAUAUGCCAUUUAGGAUGGUGUGGGGUUACAAAAGCGAAUGCGGGCUCAGGUCUGAAGUACCAGUUCGGCAGCAGCGGGUGCGCGAGCCGCGCGGCGCGGCUGCUGGGCGUGGCCGUGGAGGAGCUGUCGCGUGCCGUGUUCGCGCCGCCCGCGCCCGCGCCCGCCUCGCCGCAGUCCGCCACCGCCCUCAGAACGCCCUCUCCAUCGAGUGAUAGAGAAGUGCCCGGCUCCGAGGCAUUGGAUGCCUUCGUCACUGGACUGUACAAUGAGACGUUCAACGUCGUUGCUGCUCUUGUUAACAGGAGUUUAUCGACAUCUGCGAGGACGUCGGCGUCCAUCUUGCUGCUGGACACGCCCGGCGCAGACAACCCGAUGUGCGCCGGACAACAGAACGGAGCGCCGCUCUCCAAACUGCUCUCUAAUUAUUUACAGGAACGUUUACAAGCAGUAUUCCACGACGCCAUGCUGGUCGCGCCGAGGGAGAGGUACGCGCAGGAAGGCAUAGCUCUCGACGACGGCACUGAAGAAGAUUGGCUCUCGGAGACAGUGAAUCCUGGACCGAUGGUGGAGUUACUGGACAAAUCUCCACAGAACUCUAUUGUACGCAGUUCACAAGCUGAUUUGAGAGAUUGCGAUCGACGGGGAUUGUUAUGGCUUUUAGACGAGGAAUCGAUGUAUCCCGGUUCGUCUGAUGACUCUUUUCUAGAGCGUGCGCUGACGCACUACGGCGCGCCGCACCACACACACUACCUUAUCAAGAAAGCCCCGCAUGCUAGACAGUUUCUGUUGCAACAUUUACAGGGCACUAACCCCGUGCUGUAUGACGUGACGGGAUGGGUGAAAGCGAGCCGAGAGAACCCAGUCACGAAGAAAGCGCAUACCCUCCUACAGGAAAGUCAAAAUGAGGAUAUAGGGCGGUUGUCGUCGUGGUCGCGCGGCGCGUGCGGCGUGGGGGCGUGGUCCGCGGCCGUGGGGGACGCCUCCACGCUGCGCCGCGCCUCCUCCAUACGACGCACGCUCACUUCUGGUACAGCUGGUAUGAAGCGUCGCUCUACAGCGCUACAAGCGAAGUUUGUAGCGGACGGAGUAGUGGACACGCUGCGGCGCUGCGGCGCGGGCGGCGUGCAGUUCGUGUGCUGUUUGCUCACAAACCAGCCCACUGACACCAACGAUGACGUCAAUGUGCCUUUACUACGCUCACAGUUCCGUGGCUUUCAACUGCUUGACGCGGCCAGACUCUACAAACAAGGAUUCCCUGAACACAUGCCGUUGUCAGAAUUCGCAAGGCGGUAUCGUCUCCUGGCCACAUCGGAGAGUGAAACCCAAGAGAACGGUCAGCAGAGCGCGGCGCUGUCGGACAGGCAGAUUGUCGAUGACAUGCUGCUCGCGCUCGACCUCGACGUCACCAGCUACCGCCUCGGACUGACACAGAUUAUGUUCCGCGGCGGCGUGGUGGGUGGCCUGGACGCUCGCCGCGACGCCGCACUUGCCCGCGUACUUGUGCGCCUGCAAGCGCGGGCACGCGGCCUGCUGGCACGCCGUCGGGCGCAGCGCCUGCGGACACAACACACCGCAGCACGAUGCGUGCAACGCAACGUUCGCGCGUUCCUGGCGGUGCGCGACUGGCCGUGGUGGCGGCUGCUGGUGCGGGUCACACCACUGCUCGCCGUGCACAGGACGGAACACAGGCUCAAGCAAGCGCAGGAAGAGCUGGAAACUUUACGUGCCAAGUUGGAUAAAAUCGAAGGCGAGCGUACACACUACAAGGGAGAAACUGAAAAACUGGAAAAUAAGCUGUCAGAGGUGGGCGGUGAGUUAGCGGAGGAGCGCGCGGCGGCCGCGUUGGCCAGCGAGAGAGCUGACGCCGAAGCGGCCGAAAGGUUAAGAGUCGAGAGGGACAACAGAGAUCUGGUCGCAAACAACCAACGGCUACAGCAGGCGUCAGAGCGUCUAGAACUAGAAUUACUUCACUGGCGUUCCGCGGAGAACGGAGUCGAACCAUCGGAUUCCGAAGGCUCCGAAGCGGAGAGUGGUAUCGGCAGUGACAAGUACAAGCGACGCUACGAGCAGGCGCACAGGGAGCUGCAGUUACUACGCGCGCAGCUGCGCCGACAGCACGAGGAUGACCUGGAACAGCUGGUUACGGUCAAGAAGCAGCUGGAAAAGAAGGUACAAGAUGCAUACGAGGAGGUGGAAGAACAGCGCGCGGUGGCUGCAGGCUGGAAGCGCAAGCUGCAAAAACUUACAAAUGACAUGGCCGACCUCAGGUCUUUGUUAGACGAACAGACAUGCCGCAACAAUCUGCUGGAGAAGCGUCAGCGCAAGUUCGACGCGGAGCUGCAGGCCGCCAACGAGGAGCUGAAGCGGGAGCGCGCGACCCGCGAGCGACACGCGCGAGACCGCGACCAGGCGCUCGCUGACAAGUACGCGCUGGAGCAGAACCUCUCUGAAGCUCGUCUAGAGCUCGAGCUGAAGGAGGAGCGUCUUUGUGCGGCGACUCGCGAGCUGGAGGAGCGCGGCGGAGGAGGCGACGAGCUGGCCGCGCUGCGCCGCGCGCGCGCUGAUCUCGAGCGCAGGGUGCGCGACCAGGAGGAGGAGCUCGACGACCUCGCAGGGCAGAUACAGCUUCUUGAAAGUUCUAAGCUGAGGGUAGAAAUGUUGCUCGAGCAGCAGCGCAAGGAGGCGCGGCUGGAGGCGGCCGCGCGCGACGAUGAGAUGGAGGAGACUCGAGCUAACGCCGCCAAGAAACUAAAAAUGCUGGAGAGUCAGCUGGAGAGCGAGCACUCUGAGCGCAGCCUGCUGCUGCGCGAGCGACACGAGCUGGAGCGCCGCCUCGCCGCGCUGGAGGAGACAGCGCGCGCGGAGACGCACGAACAGGGACAGCUCGUGCAGCGCCUCAAGAGAGACUUGAAGAGAUACCGAGCACUACUACGCGAUGCUCAAACGAUGCUCGAACAAAAAGAAAAAGAAGGUGGCGCUAAGGCACAGAUACGACAACUGAAAAACCAAGUGGAGGAUUUGGAGCUAGCUCUCCGCGCGGCGAACAAGGCGCGCUCGACGGCGGAGGCGGAGGCGGCGGAGGCGAGCGCGGCGCUGGAGGAGGCGACGCGCGCGCGCGCCGAGGCCACGGAGCGCGCGCUGGCCGCCUCGCGCGACGCCGCCACCGCGCGCGCCGCGCUCGACGACGCAGAGGAGGAAGCAGCUGAGUUAAUGAAGAAGUACCGCAGCAGCACGAGCGCGCUGUGCGGCGCGCAGGCGGAGGCGCGCGAGGCGGCGGCGCGCGCGGAGGCGGCGGCGGAGGAGGUGGCGGAGGUGACGCAGCGGCUGGCGCACGCGGAGGCGGGACACACGCACGGACACAGCGAGGCCGAGCGACGACUCGACAUGAGGAACAAGGAGUUGGAAUCCAACUUGGAGCUGGAGGCGACGUCGCGCGCGCGGCUGGAGGGCCAGCUGACGCGGCUGCGGGACGCGCACGACGCGCUGGCCGGCGAGCUGGGCGCGGCGCGCGCACGCGACCUGCACGCUGCCGACGAGCUGCGCAAGCUGCAGCGAUCCAUCAGAGAACUGAAGGAAGAGAACGUAUCGUUGAACUCCCGGCUGAGCGAGGCGACGCGCGCGCGCGCUGCGGCGGAGGCGGCGGCGGGCGCGGCGGCGGGCGAGGCGGCGGCGGCGCGCGAGGAGGCGCGGCUGGCGGCGCGCCGCGCGCACGCGCUGCAGGAGGCCAUCGCCGGAGACCUCUCCAGCAACAACGACCGCGACUCCGACACAGAGAACGACAGCUACAGUUCGGACGAGUCGAUAGGCACGUUCCUCGCUAACCACAAGCUCAGCCCCUCCGCGCCUUCAAGGAACAGCCUUCAUCUCGACUCACAAAAGUCACAGACCCCAGAGGGUCGCCGGAGCCGCAGCAGCGCGGGCUCGCAGGGCUCGAAGCCGCAGAGCCCCGCCAAGGAGUCGUACGCAUAACCCGCGCCCGCCGCCGCCGGCCUGCUCACGAGCGCGCUGCCCCUGCUGUGCGCCGUGUUCUGCUCGCGGCAGCGCGACCCCCUCGCGCUACACUAGACACUCGCUGACACAACACACAACAUUCGUCUCUUGAUACAUUAAAACAAGAAGAACAUCCUGACGACAUCAUACGUUAAAAAUUUGUCAGUCUCAAACAGCCGUCAAAAUCGACAAAGAUUAAAAAUUAUUAAUUUGUCAAAGACGAAAAAUGUUGUAAACAGCUGACUUCAACGUCAAGUGUCAAUGUGACAGAUGUCACUCGCUAGUGUUUGGACAAUAGUGAUGUAUUUCGGAUCUUAUACGAUCUGCCAUGGUAAACUAAGUUUUAUAAAUUUCUAUGAGUAGGUACGUUUUCCAUUUUGAAUCGUUAGUGUGGUUAUAAUACGAUUAAUUCACUAUUUGUAAAGAAAGGAGAGAAAGCAGAUACUUAUACAAAUGGUGUAGUAAUAAUUAUUGGUCUAUUUGGCGUAUAAAGCUGCUUUAUUUAUUGGCAAAUAUAAGAUUAAAUUUCAGGAAUUUUUAAUCUGCUCAAAUGUUAGAUGUAGCAUUUGGAUAUGCUUUACAGUAAAAAAAUUGACUGACGAUUAGAUUGUUAAAAUGAAACAAUGUACUGAAAAUGAUUUUAACAAUAUUUUGUUUAUGACAGAUGGCGCUAGUUUUUAGCCAAGUUGAAUCAAACGAUAUAAGGAUAUUGUGUGUAAAGUAUGUAUGCAUUCCAAAAGAAUAUCUCUUAUGCUUCUUGGCUAUGUUUUAAAUAUACUUGAAUUGGAUAUAACCAGCGCCACUGAGUCAAACGCAAGGCCUCGACUUAUUUAUUUAGCUUAGAUAUGUUUCAUGUAGAGAAUCAUUAUUAAUGUGUUUAUGUAUUCGUUGUUGCGCUGCAAACAGUCAGUAUUUAGACGAUAUAGAAGUGGGAAAUCGAUGUAAUGUUAGGUUGAUUGUUAUUUAGUUAGCUAACUAUUGUAAAUAACUAGACCACAACUUUUUAUUAUUUAAUUUGUAAUUAUUCGUGUGAUCAGACUGUUAUUCUAUGAUUUAUUUGUUACACGAAAAUUGUUGCUUUUUUUUUAGAAAAUCAAUACAUAUCUAACAGAUAUUUAUAGUUACUGAACUUCCUCUUCCAUAUGCUUCUUUUGUUUUCAUGGAUUUUAGCUAGUAUAUGUAGUCUAAAUUAUAUACCCCAUGUAAUUGUAACUCCAUUUAUCUAAAAACCUCAUAUGUGUAUGUAAGUGUCUGUAAUCGCAAUUAUAAUAUAUAUGUUGAUAAUUUAUAUGUAAUGUAACGAUAAUGUGAUGAAAUGUUACUUCAUUCAAUAUUGGUUGUAAAAUGAAAUUAUUUAAUAAAGUAACAAAUAUAC
This is a messenger RNA of Papilio polytes (common Mormon), 8196 nucleotides long. RefSeq names its product unconventional myosin-XVIIIa (gene Mhcl). Gene Ontology annotation, cellular component: myosin complex. The record is from RefSeq and is a predicted model, not a curated record. Gene Ontology annotation, molecular function: ATP binding; protein binding; cytoskeletal motor activity. Bases 333 to 6800 code for a protein of 2155 amino acids. The transcript is spliced from 38 exons. NCBI's taxonomy places the organism in Eukaryota, Metazoa, Arthropoda, Insecta, Lepidoptera, Papilionidae.